Molecule: messenger RNA, 1776 nt
Organism: Micromonas commoda
Lineage: Eukaryota; Viridiplantae; Chlorophyta; Mamiellophyceae; Mamiellales; Mamiellaceae
Exons: 2
Coding region: 1-1776 (591 amino acids)
Molecular function (GO): protein binding
Source: RefSeq, a predicted model, not a curated record
AUGGGUCGUCUCGUGAAGAAGAGCGAGCAGGACGCGAAGCAGAGCUCGUUGCUCGGUUUCUUUCGCAGGCCCCUCGGUGACGCCAACGCUACUCGGGAGUCCACCGCCGCGCCCUCCAAACCCGAACCCACCGGCGGACGGGCGGAUGGUGACGAUCCGCCCGUGGAAUCGACGGGUCCCUCCGGGGCUAUCGAUGCGACGGCGGCCGCCCCCUCGUGCGAGGACCGCGCGGGGGACAAUUUGACGACUGCCCCGAACGCGCCCCGGACGCACCCAUCGCAACGACCGCCUCUCAGGAUGGCGGACGCGCUCGUGCGGAUCGAGAGGGCCAUCAACGGUUGGGAGCGACUCUUCGCCUCGCACGAGCGCGCGAGAGGGGACGAGCGGGCGAAGGAGGCAUCCGCGCGCGCGAGCAGGACCGCGGAGUGCGCGAGGGCCCUCAGGGUGGAGGCGUACCGACAUCGCAUAGAGACGCGGCGCGAAUCUCGCGGCGCGCGGCAGUGGACCCGAUCGAUUCGCGCCAGGCAACACCGCGGCGACGGCGGACGCGGCAAGCGAACGCUGGAGAACGCGGGGAUCUCGUUGAACAUCGACCGCCUGCGCGAGGUGGGCACGUGCACGCUCCCGGCCAACCCGAACGAGGGAUCGGCGGUGUCCGCGGCGGGUGACCCGACGCUGUCGUUAUCCUUCGAUCCGACGGGCGCGUACCUCGCCGCGGCCACCGCGGGUGGCCUGCUCGCCGUGCAGAGCUGGGACACGAUGCGUUGCACAGGGGGGCUCCUGUACGAGCCGAGGUUCCAGAGGAGGGGCGCGAGGGGCAACCCGUCGAUCCACCGUUCGCUGUCCUCCGUGGCGUGGCGACAGGGCGGGGACGUGGUGGCGACGGCGUCCGGGGAUGGCGGGGCUGUCGAGAUCAUCGACCUCGGCGCCGGGGGGACGACGACGCGGACCCUGCUCGCGGACACGGACCGCGGGUCGUCGGCGUUCAGGACGGGCGACGGACAAGGCGCGGGUCUGUUGGACGUCCUGUUCUGCCCCGGCGAGGGUAACCGGGUGCUCGCGGCGGGGCGACGGGGUCGGGUGUACCUAUGGGACGAUAGGUGCGCGGGGGGGCAACCCAGGGCGGAGCUCACCGCUCCGACGGACCGCGACUCGCCGUUCAACUGCGCGCGGGCCAGCGACGACGGACAGACGGUCAUCACGGGGUCCGGGCGCGGCAUGGUGCACGUGUGGGACCUGCGCGGGGGGACGGGGGGUACCAAGGCGAGGGCCGCGGCGUUUUCGUUUGGCUCGCAGAACAAGACGUCGCACCAGCUCCUCCGAUCGGUCGACGUCGCGGAGCUUCUCGCGCAGGUGCCGGUCAUCAGGGACGGUCCGACUUCGGGACCGAGCAGGAGCGCGGUGCACUGGUGCGAGCAGGACCCGAACGACCAGAGGAGGAUCGGGUUCCACCUCGCCAGGGGCUGGUCUGGGGUCAUCGACAUGUCGGGACCGCGCGGUUGGGGCGGCGUCAACUGGACGGGGCCGCUCGUGACCCACGCGCACUGUCCGCCGUCGCAGUGGGAGGUCUCGGAGACGGGCUCGGGAGAGGCGGUGUUGGCGCCCGGGGUUUGCGGCGCCGCGCUGGCGCAUCGCCGCACGGGCGCGUGGGUCACCGCCGGGGACGGUGGCGGGUCCGCCGUCGCUGUCGGGUGCCCGGGUCGGGACGGCGUGAGAGUGCUCGACUUUAGCCCCGCGCCGGGCGCCAGGCACUGGAGGAGGAGGAGGAAGCGAUGA